This is a messenger RNA of Hibiscus syriacus, 535 nucleotides long. Its product is annotated as two-component response regulator ARR9-like. The record is from RefSeq and is a predicted model, not a curated record. Gene Ontology annotation, biological process: phosphorelay signal transduction system; cytokinin-activated signaling pathway. The transcript is spliced from 2 exons. NCBI's taxonomy places the organism in Eukaryota, Viridiplantae, Streptophyta, Magnoliopsida, Malvales, Malvaceae. Bases 150 to 485 code for a protein of 111 amino acids.
GGCAAAUGGAGUCCUAAAGUGGCAGACGUGCAGACGUGCUUGAGGAAAAAAGGGAAAACAUGUUUUGGAAUAUUUGGCCACUUGAUCAACACAUUCAACGGGCAAAUCAUUUCAUGAUUUGAUUUAGAUUUGAGGAGUUUGUCGUUUGAAUGGUAUUGUUGCAGGAAUCUUCAUCUCUAAGGAAUAUGCCAGUGGUAAUCAUGUCAUCUGAGAAUAUCACUUCAAGGAUCACCAGAUGUUUAGAAGAAGGCGCUGAAAUUUUUUUCCUGAAGCCAGUGAGGCUAUCAGAUUUGAGUAAACUAAGGCCCCAUAUGUUGAAAACCAAGCUCAAGGAUCACAAUCAGAAACAAGAAGAAAAGACUGCUUUUCAAUCACCAAAACAACAAAAAGUCCAGCAGCAGGAGCAGCAGCAGCAGCAACAGUCCAACAAUAACAAGAGAAAGGCCAUAGAUGAAGGGCUUUCACAUCUGAGAAGAACUACAUGAAGUGGCAUCAACAUUAUGUUUGGGCUUUCACAUCUGAGAAGAAUAACCAC